AUGAGGUUCAAUUCUCCUCUCCUUCUUUUCUCCAAUGUGGCUUUUGUGACCGGGCUCUCCUAUCAGCUCGCGUCCACAAUCCCGUGGAGUCCGAAGAAUGCAACCAGUGUCGAUCAAAGUGUCGUCUAUAAUGGGACAUACUACCUGGCUGACCGGACCAACAAGGCUGUACAUGUCAUUGAUCUGGCUUCCAGCAAAGAGACCACGGCGAUUACUGGUUUCAAGGGUCUAGUAAUGACCAAUAACAAAUCCGACUCUUCGGUAUCUGGACCUGACGGUCUGGUCGUCUUGCCCAACCGCGACGAGCUCUAUGUUGGGGACGGGGACGGCAGCGUCAAAGUGGUCAAUCUCAUGAACCAUACCAUUGUAGCGAGUAUCGUCACUGGCUCCCAGAAAAGAGCAGACGAGUUUGCCUACGAUCCCACAACACAAACUAUUGUCGUCACGAACCCAAAUGAUAAACCCCCAUUUGUUACCGUCAUCUCAGCCAAGACCCGAAAUGUGACCGGCAAGAUUGUUUUCAAUAAUGCAGACGGUCUCGAGCAGCCGGCUUUCAAUUCCGUCAACGGAAAAUUCUACGUUUCUGUUCCCAGUACUGAUGCAAACCCCGGCGGUGAAAUUGCCGAGCUCGAUGUCUCGGCUAUGAAUAUCACCAAAGUGAUUCCAGUAGCCGAAUGUGUCCCAGCUGGCAUUAUUUUUGGACCGAACCAGAACCUCUUUGUCGGUUGUAGCCAGGAUCAGAUCCUUACUUAUGGAGUGGCAUACAGUCUGGUCCUUGACAUCUCUACCGGCAAGGUCAUCGGCAAUAUUUCAGGCGUGGCUGGCAUUGACCAAGUCGCAUAUGAUCCCAGCGUAUCGCUUUAUUAUGCUUCAGCCUAUCAGAAUCUGGCUGGGGCUAACAAGUCGGGUAGCCCAAUGCCACAGCUUGCAAUAGUCGAUGCAAAGACGAACACCCUCCUGCAAACGUUGAAAACGGACAAUGUCACCGCUCAUUCCGUGGCUGUGGAUCCCGUGACAAACCAGGUGGUCGUUCCACUGUCAAAGGCCGGAAUUGAAGUGUACAGACUGAGCAUGGCCAACGCAACUUCGCCAAAUUCAUCGGCCACUGCAAGCGCUGCUGUGCCGUCCCAGACUGGUGCCGGUGCGAUCAACCACGCAUACGGACCCUUUCUCGGCCUUGUCACUCUUAUUGUGGCCGGCAUGCUGCUUGUGUAA
Molecule: messenger RNA, 1215 nt
Organism: Aspergillus pseudoviridinutans
Lineage: Eukaryota; Fungi; Ascomycota; Eurotiomycetes; Eurotiales; Aspergillaceae
Exons: 1
Coding region: 1-1215 (404 amino acids)
Molecular function (GO): protein binding
Source: RefSeq, a predicted model, not a curated record